This is a messenger RNA of Anguilla anguilla (European eel), 3468 nucleotides long. It is a transcript of the gene etaa1, whose product is annotated as ETAA1 activator of ATR kinase. Bases 181 to 2580 code for a protein of 799 amino acids. The record is from RefSeq and is a predicted model, not a curated record. The transcript is spliced from 6 exons. NCBI's taxonomy places the organism in Eukaryota, Metazoa, Chordata, Actinopteri, Anguilliformes, Anguillidae.
UAUAGGACCAACAUGGCGGUGUUUUUGAAAGAUGUAGUACCCUACAGAUGUUUAAGUUAGCUAAAUAAACUUCUGUAGUUCUCGUGUGACAUUUCUCUUUAUCAAUCUCAGCGCUUGAUAAAAAUCUAGCUACCAUCUAUAACGGCGUUGCGUAAAUUUACGUCCAGGAGACAAGCAAGUAUGAAUGAACGAAGAAAGCACUCUGACUUGUCAAGUGUGAGUGGGUCGGAGGACAGUGAAGUAAUCCGAACGACCAGACUUUCUCAAAAUAAAUUGAAAACUAAUAGGCUGAGUAGAAGUCUAAGGCAAACACAGCAAUCACCAUCGUUUGAUUCGUCCUAUAACUGUCAUAAAGAGUUCAAGACUCCUAAACGACACGCAAGGAUCAGACCCUGUGCUUCGCAUAACGCUGAUUCGCCAAGUAAUGACUCAGAUUUGCAACAGGAUAUUAUAUGGGACCCAACCUCACCAACAGCCGUCUGGAAUGGGAAAGGUGUGAAGAAGUCUUCCACCAACGUGCGAGCAGUGGACAUUUCCGAACUUGCAAAUCGGAUAGCUCCCAAGAACGAGAGACCGGUAGUUCCUGAGUCGUCCUUGCUCCAGUGGAUUGGAGACAGUGCUGUUCCCUGUACACCAGAAGUCCAGCUACCCAGAACCAGAAAGAAGUCCACGCGGCACAGUGAUGUGGAAGAUCUCAUGAAGCUGGCCAAGCAGUUUGACUUCAACAUGCACCAGCAGGACAAGGAGCAGGUCAAGGAGGCGUACAAGGGGAGCGUGAAGCAAGAUGCUGACAAUUUAAGAGAACCAGGCGGCCCAGAGAGCAGCCCUCCACCUUCACUGAGUGAAGUUACCGCCACCAGCCGGGGUCCGGCCUCCAAAAUGCUUAACUGUGGCAAACCGCAAACUACGGACCGCAAAGCCCUGCACCAGGAAACGGUGGACGACUUCGACGCUCUGUUCGACCAGCCGACUCAGCACAUCAGCGGUAGGCUGAGUCAGGCUUCGUCCGGCCGCUCGCUGGACGGAAGGGCGUCGUCCGUCCCGCUAUCCUCCAACGCCGCUCUUUCUGGAAACGGGAACCCCGGUAACCCCGGCAACCCGUCCGCUGUCUCGUCGGCUCCCGUCAAGAAGCCGGAAGGGGGUCCGAGAACGCCGGCGCCGAACCGCUUCGUCGACGACGACUGGGACGACGACGACCUGCUCAACGACUCCAUCGUUCUGGAGAUGACUCAAAACCCCGAGCUCUUCGCCACUCCCAAACACUGCUCGACCCAGAUCGGGCCGAGUCCAAAACAGAGGGACUUCGUUCAGAAGCCCGGUGCUGGAAGUGGCGUUCCCGGACCGCUUCCAAACUGCAACGGGGCUAAAGGCUUCGAUGGUCCGCAUCAAGGGAAAAAUCCAAAGUCCAAAAGCAGAAGCACUUUCCAACUGGAGACCAACCCGAAUUUCCUGGUGAAUGAAACCCUUUCCGGAGAGGAACCCAGCAGCUGCCACGGUGUGGAGAGCGGGAAGCCCGGCCAGCCCGGAGGCCUACAGAGCAGGCCGAACGGUGCCUUUCAACCCCACAGAGCCGCGCCCCUGGAGCCCUCUAACCGAAAUAAUUUGAAAAGUCAGGCCGUUCCCGGCGGAGGAAGGGAGAAGAGCACGCAGGUGCCUGUCGUCCAGCCGAGCUCCUCCACCACGAGCGGUUCUGGUGUGGCGAGGCCGGGCCAGGUCGGCGACCGGGUCUCUUCGGCCCACGGGGUCGAGGGCGCCGAAAGCGAACGCGACCGCGGCGGAAGCCCGGCGGAAAACACCGAGCCGGUCGAAGGCGGCUCCGCAGACGCGAUGCACGAGGACCUGGACUCCAUCUUCGCCUCCGACUCGCUGUGGGACGACGGCGACGACUACGACGACGACCUGCUGUGCCAAGUGUGCGAGGACGUGGAGAAGCUCUCGGAGAGUCAGGCUGCCGGCCCGGCCGCCGCCGCCGCCACCGCGUGCCCGGACCGACCGUACGCGGCGUCGAACGGGCCGAAAGUCGCGGCGCCUUCGACGGCCGGCAAUGGGGCGGCGGCCCAGAGCGGCUACGCGGGAACCCGAGGCCCAGCGGCCGGUUUUAGCCGGUCCGUCUCGGUGCCCGGAAGCACCGCCGCGGCGUUCACCGAAACCACGCUGAGCGUCAAACCCGGGUCCCUCGCCGGAAAAAACGACGCCGUCUCCGCCGCUAACCGCGCCAGGCAGAUCUCCGCGUCCUUUCCGCAGGGCGACUCGGCUAGCCGGACGGGCUCGUACAAGUUCGCACAGCCGCAGAAGGCGACGACGAUGACGAUGUCGGCGACGGACGCCGCGGGCUCUGGAGCGACCGCUGCGCCGCGGUACGCCGGAGCCGCCUCGUCCGCCAAAAACCCCGGCGGCCCGCCCCACCCCUCCUUCAAACGGCACCUCUCUGACCCCGUGGCCCUGACCAACAAAGUUUUUGUGCCCAAUCAGGUGACUGUGAAAUGUACGCUGGCGGAGAUCGAGAGGAAGAAGCAGGAAGCGCUGGCUCGGAGACGGCUCCGGAUGCAGAUGUCACAGAAACAGGGGGGUCCCACCUGACGGGGGGGGGGGGGUCCCGCCAAGUCCCGUCGGUCACCCUCGUGUCCCCCCCCCAAAGCUGUUUUUAGGGUGGGCGGAGUCUAAGCACUGCACUGAACGCUGACAGCCAUCCGUCAGUGACCUCGCCAAGGUGCCAAGCGGUUACUGCUUAAAGCCCUUUUAAGCCCCCCCCCCCCUUCAUCUUUGGUUUUAAGCCAGUUUAAUUUAAUUUAAGGAAAUGCUAACGCGUGCAUCUCUGGUCUCUGAAGCUUGACACUAACAAAACAUUUUUUUUUCAAUUUAAAGAUAUAAAUAUUGUAGUUUUAUUUUAGGAGAAAACUAUUUUUUGUGCAUUCCAUGUUUCUUUCCCAUCACUGUACAGUAAAUCGUGAGAUAUUCUGAGUAUUCGCUGUAUAUUAUAAAUGAACAGCUACGUCAGUUUUGUUCGUGCUACCCUUCUGAACUCUGAAGAGAAGAAUCCCAGGGAUUUAAAAUAAUCUCUCACGCUUGUUGCAGAAGCAGAGUGGAAAACCCCUUUGUCAGAAAUACUUUUGUUGUUGUUGCGGUACACCUCAGUGUAGGUGCCGAACGUGCCUUGUGGGUGACACACGUGAACUCGUUAGCAAAGCAGAGUGUUUUUGCGAUAUGUGAAUAUUAAGGGAAAACUGUUGCUACGAUGCCGACUCUGGAGGUUCAUCAUCUCCGCGUGAGGAGUGUGAUGUCGUCUAUUUUUUUUAAAGUGAGAUCAAUAAUGCUAAUGAAUUGUUGAGACGGUAUAAGAUAUGAAGCUAGAAGGACGGAUGCUCUGUUCCUUGUUCACUGAAGUAAGAAAUAAGCUUAUGGCGUCAGAAGUUCUGUCCAGGGUUCCUGAGAACCUUUUUUUUUUUUUUUUUUUUUUUUUUUUUUUUU